This is a messenger RNA of Rosa rugosa (rugosa rose), 2473 nucleotides long. RefSeq names its product probable serine/threonine-protein kinase WNK4. Gene Ontology annotation, biological process: protein phosphorylation; intracellular signal transduction. Gene Ontology annotation, cellular component: cytoplasm. The coding region runs from base 446 to 2242 and encodes 598 amino acids. NCBI's taxonomy places the organism in Eukaryota, Viridiplantae, Streptophyta, Magnoliopsida, Rosales, Rosaceae. Gene Ontology annotation, molecular function: protein serine/threonine kinase activity; ATP binding. The record is from RefSeq and is a predicted model, not a curated record. The transcript is spliced from 7 exons.
CCUCAACUCCAAAGCCAAACAACAACUACAAGUCUUCCACAACCUCAAUUUUCAAUUACUUGGAUUCCUCUUCUUCAGUUUUCAUCAACAUUAACAAUGUCCAGCCACAGAUUCUUCAAGUUCCGUACCGUUGUGGUUCUCUUGAAUUCCCCAAACCACCCUCACUUGGAUUCCCCUAGUUUAAAAACCCAAAAUGGUUGCUGAGGAUCUCGAGUGGGCACCACGCGCUGUUGUAGUGGGAAUAAUGGGUUGGAUUAUGCUCCGGAUUGACCACUCUAGCCUCUUCUGGCUCUUAUUUGGUCUCUUCUCCUACGAAAACCACGAGGGAAAGCCUCGGAUUUGAUUUUCCUCCAUACCCUUUUCAUUUUGCUACACACUACUUUGCCGCUAUAUAUUCCCUCUUCGUUUUCCUUGUUAUAUUUGUUUUGAGGCAAUUCGUCGAAACAUGUUGAGUGCACAAAACUCUGGCUAUGUGGAGAUGGAUCCUACUGGUCGCUAUGGUCGGUUUGAAGAAGUUCUUGGUAAAGGAGCAAUGAAAACAGUGUACAAGGCAAUUGAUGAGCUUCUUGGGAUGGAGGUGGCAUGGAAUCAGGUGAAGUUCAGUGAAGUGCUUCGCUCACCAGAGGAUUUGCAACGGCUCUAUUCAGAGGUCCACCUCCUCAGCACCCUCAGUCAUGACUCCAUUAUUCGGUUCUACACCUCGUGGAUCAAUGUUGAUCACAAAACUUUUAACUUCAUUACCGAAAUGUUCACUUCAGGGACACUAAGAGAGUAUAGAAAGAAAUACCCCUGGAUAGACAUCCGAGCCAUUAAGAACUGGGCACGCCAGAUCCUUCAGGGUCUUGUUUAUUUGCAUGGAAAUGAUCCUCCAGUAAUUCAUAGAGAUCUCAAGUGUGACAACAUCUUUGUCAAUGGACAUCUUGGGCAAGUCAAAAUUGGUGAUUUAGGGCUUGCAGCAAUUCUCCGUGGUUCCCAAUGUGCUCAUAGUGUUAUAGGCACUCCAGAGUUCAUGGCACCAGAGCUAUAUGAGGAAGAUUACACUGAACUAGUUGAUGUCUAUUCAUUUGGCAUGUGUGUUUUAGAGAUGCUUACGUCUGAAUACCCAUAUGGUGAAUGUGUCAACCCUGCACAAAUCUACAAGAAAGUGACAUCGGGGAAGCUUCCAGGAGCAUUCUACCGGAUUCAAGACUUUAAAGCACAAGGAUUUGUUGCAAAAUGCUUAGUAAAUGCUUCCGAGAGAUUAUCGGCAAAAGAAUUAUUGCUCGAUCCAUUUCUCGAGUGCAAUAAAGUUGAACCAUUGCUAUUGGGAAAGUUCAGACAUCCAAAGCCAUUUUUAAAUGCCAAAGAAAUAGAGAAACUGCAAUUGCGUGAUGAUCCAACCAGGACUCACAUGACAAUCACGGGAAAGUUGAAUCCUGAAGAUGAUACCAUCUUUCUUAGAGUUCAGAGUGCUGAUAAGGAUGGUUCCCACAGGAACAUAUAUUUUCCUUUUGACAUAUUAAAUGACACUCCAAUUGAUGUUGCAACCGAAAUGGUGAAGGAACUGGAGAUCAUUGCUUGGGAGCCAUUUGAAAUUGCGAAGAUGAUUGAAGGGGAGAUAUCUGCUCUAGUACCAGAUUGGAAGACUGAAGCAUACCAUACAUUUAAUUAUCAAGAUGAUGAUGAUGGUUCUCAUUAUCCCUUUCAUUCUUUCUCCUCCUGCUCUUCGUCUCAGUCAUCAUUCUCAGGCUUGAUGUGUUCUCACAGGAUUAAUGGAAUGACAAAUGGUUGUGAUCACCUCCAAGAUGAUUUAUUUGAUGAGAUCAGUUCUCAAAGUUCUUCACAGUCAGGAAUGUAUUCCAAUGUACAUUUCAUCUCUGGCAAUGAGCACGAGUACAAUUUGAGCCCUGCAGGAGGAGACAAACACCCCAUAUCAAAAUGUCACAAGUCCACCAGGUUUUGUCCUGAAGAAAACCACUAUGCUGGGAAGUCUUUGGCUAAAUGCAAAGGUUUACUAGCAUCGGGUUCAAUGGAUAAAAGGACCAUGGAUAGCUGUACUUUGAUGAGGAAUAGGUCACUAGUAGACGUACGAAGUCAAUUACUACACCGGUCUUUGGUGGAAGAAGUGAACAGGAGGCGUUUGUUUAAGACAGUUGGAGCUGUGGAAAACAUCGGAUUUCAAGCACCUUGUGAGGUUUCAACGAAGCUGUCGAAGCCAUCAUCAGGGGCUGCAUCUAAUGCACGUUCCACAAGAAACGGAUAAUUUACAUUCCUGAUGAAUAGUAAAGUGAGUGAGAGUGCUGCUUUUACAAAUGGACCCAAAUGUGGAGAACCAUGUCGACCACUACCAGAAUCCGGUCAUUUACAUAUUGUAAAGAAAUAUAGUUUCAAUUGAUUGUAAUUAUGCUUAGGCCAAAAGAGCAAACGAUUGUAAUUAUGCCUAGUUAAUGUUUUUAUCAGAAUAAAUAACUGGCCGUGGUGGUUUAGUUCUUGA